AUGAUGAUAAUUGUUCUAACAACUCAAGUUGAGGAGCUUCUCCAGGCCCGAGUUGUUAGAGCAAGUUUCCUAGAUGUGCAAGAGACCGAUCCGAACCAAUACGAAGUUAGAAGCGGGGCAUACAUGAAUGUGGUCAAUCUAUCACAAAAGAAGUGUUCUUGCUGUAUGUUCGAUGUUGAUAAACUCCCGUGUAUACAUGCAAUUGCUGCCGCACAGACUGCUAAUGUCUCAAGGAUUUCUAAGUGCCAUCCAUACUUUCGAACAGAGUAUCUACGCCUUGGUUAUGCGAAGUCAGUUAUGUCGAAGGAUGAAACAUGCCCAUUACCAAACAAUGUCGUUGAGAAAAGAGUUAAAACACCACCGGUGAGGACUCAAUCUAGAAGACCGAAGCUGACUAGAGCUGAAGGGCCAUUCGAGAUUGCCAUGCAGAGUAAAAGGCCCAGGAAAGCCCAUUGUUGUGGAAACUGUGGCCAUACCGGCCACAAUCGUCAAACAUGCAAUGAUUGA
Molecule: messenger RNA, 507 nt
Organism: Camelina sativa (false flax)
Lineage: Eukaryota; Viridiplantae; Streptophyta; Magnoliopsida; Brassicales; Brassicaceae
Molecular function (GO): zinc ion binding
Source: RefSeq, a predicted model, not a curated record